Hyaloperonospora brassicae is the source of this 3552-nucleotide messenger RNA. NCBI's taxonomy places the organism in Eukaryota, Oomycota, Peronosporomycetes, Peronosporales, Peronosporaceae. The record is from the annotation of a GenBank genome assembly.
AUGCACAUCGAGGAGAUCAUUCUUGACGGCUUCAAGUCGUACGCCACGCGCACGGUCAUCAGCGGGUUCGACCCUCGCUUUAAUGCCAUCACGGGGCUCAAUGGCAGCGGCAAGUCGAACGUGCUGGACGCCAUCUGCUUCGUCUUGGGCAUCACCAACUUGUCGCAAGUGCGGGCGAACAACCUCCAGGAGCUCGUGUACAAACAGGGCCAAGCGGGCGUGACGAAAGCCAGCGUCACGAUCGUGUUCAACAACCAGGACGCCAAGGCCUCGCCCGUGGGCUACGAGCAGUACGAGCAGAUGUCGGUGGCCCGCCAGGUGGUCAUUGGCGGCCGAAACAAGUACCUCAUCAAUGGCCACACGGCCCAAGUGAGCCAAGUGCAGAACCUCUUCCACUCGGUGCAGCUCAAUGUGAACAACCCGCACUUUCUCAUCAUGCAAGGCCGGAUCACCAAGGUCCUGAACAUGAAGCCGCCCGAGAUCCUAGGCAUGAUUGAAGAAGCAGCUGGCACGAGGAUGUACGAGAACAAGAAGCUCGCGGCGCUCAAGACCAUGACCAAGAAGGAGAAGAAAGUCGAGGAGAUCAACAGCAUCUUGGCCAACGAGAUCACGCCGACGCUCGAGAAACUGCGGGCCGAGAAAACGCACUACUUGAAGUGGGCCGCCAAUAACACGGAAAUGGAGCGGCUCCAGCGCUUCUGUGUGGCCUAUGAUUACCAGAAAGCACAGGACGCGCUGAAGAAUACAGCCCAGCAUGUGGAAAAGAUGCAGCAGGCUCAACGAGCUCUGAAAGAAGAGGAAGUGCAGAUUGAGCGCGAGAUUGACGACGUCGAAGACGAGGUCGAGGCGCUGCAGCAACAGCGAGAAAAGGAAAUGGGCAAAGAGUUUCAGCAGUUGAAAGACAACGUGGAAAAGAUUGGCAAAGACGUGGUCAAAUUUACCACCAAGUUGGAACAUUGCAAAGCCUCGAUCAAGCAGCAAGUGAGUGCACUAGCAGGUGUGAACGAGCAACAAGCUGAGACGGAAGAGACCAUGUCCAAGCUAGCAACAGAUAUUGAGAAAGCCAAAGAGAAGGUGGCCCGCAUUGAGGAAAUGCACACGGCCAAAGUCGCAGAGGCCAGCGACUACCAGCGCCAGAUCCAGGCGCUGAAUGCUGGUAUGGAACAGAGCGGACAAAGUGACGAGUCUCUGUCGGAGCGGUUGGUGUCGAAACAGCGGGAGUUGCAAGAGAAUAAUACUGCGAUCAAGCAGAUCAAUUUGAAGCUGAAGCACAUGGAGGAAAGCAUCAAGCACAAGCGUCGUGAGAUUGAGCAGACACGCAAGAACAACCGCAGCAUGGACGAAGAGCGUAAGCACAAGGUCGGUGAGCUGCAGCAUAUGCAGCACGAAGUUGAUCAGCUUACAAGUAGCUUCGACCCCGACGAAGAGCGCAAGCUUCACGACCGCGUCAAUGGGCUGCAAAGUAAGAUUGCGCGUGCUGAGAGGGAAGUGGAUGAGAUUUCGUCGGGGCUGUCGUCCCGAUUAGACUUCAAGUACACCGACCCUUACCGCAAUUUCGAUCGACAAAGCGUUAUGGGCGUGCUGAUCAACCUGCUCGAGACGAAGCACGAGUGGUCUGCGCUUGCUUUAGAAAUUGCUGCUGGUGGAAAGCUUUAUCAGAUUGUGGUGGACAAUGAGAAGACUGCAAAGGACAUUCUUAAGUUUGGCCGUCUCAUGAACCGCGUGACAAUUAUCCCGCUCAACCGCAUCUCGCGCAAGACGGUGGACCGUCACAAAAUGGACAAGGCACGACAGGUAGCUAAACAGCAAGGCGGGAAAGUGUGGGAAGCGAUGGAAUUGAUCCACUUCAAGCCAGACCUUCUUCCAGCGAUGGAGUACGCGUUUGGCUCAUCCAUUAUUUGUGAAACAAGCGAGCUUGCGAAGAACGUUACGUUCCACAGGGAUAUAAAGGUCAAGACGGUGACUCUCGAUGGCGAUUCGUUUGACCCAGCAGGUACGCUUCAAGGAGGCUCUACGCCGUCUAGUGGCACCCCGAUCCUUUUGAAGCUUCACCAAUUGAUCAAUCAUACUCGGGAGGUCAGCGACAUGCGACGGGAGUGCCAGGAGAGCUCACGACUCUUGGAUGGAAUGAAGCAGGAUUCCGGCCACUUUCGUCAGCUAAAGCACCAGAUUGAACUAAAAGAGCACGAGCUGCGCUUGCUUGACGAGCGUAUUGCGGGUAGUGUCUUUGCUCAGUUAGAACGUGACGUUGCUGCAUCGGAAGCGCAAUAUGCUCAGGAUAAAGAGCUUUUGGUUGCCAAACAGGAGGCUGUUGUCCAGCUGGCAAAGGAGGUGAAGGUUCUGGACACGGACAUUGCCGAUCUGAAGGAGUCACGACAGUCGAAGAUUGGUGUUUUGGAGAAGCGAUUCACCGAAGCGAAGAAAGAGACUCAAAAGGUUGAUGUGAAUCUCAAGGCUGCUCAGCAAGAACUGUCAGAGCUGGUGCUAGAAUCAGAAUCCGCUGAGCAGGAGCUUGCCGGCAACAGCGAGAGCAUAUCCGGCAUUGAAAAAGAGCUCGCUGCGCUGAACAAAGAGGAGAAGAAGAUAGAAGACAAGGUUGCUGAAAUCCAGGAUACGUACGAGAAUGCCUCGAAAAAGCUGGAAGAGCGACGCAGCCAUUUGACGCUGUGUGACCAACAGCUGAAGGAAUUGACUGCGCGUCAGAGUACUCUCUCGAAAAUGAAAAGCGACUUGGAGAUUGAACGCAAAAAGGCGGAGCACAAAAUAUCUCGGACGGCUAAAGAUGAAAGCGAUGCCAAGGUGAUGGUCAAGAAGCUGGAGAAAGCACAUCCAUGGAUUGAAACAGAAAAGGAAUUUUUCGGGCGCGAACAUACUGACUAUGACUUCCAGCGUCGGGAUCCAUCAAGUGCGAAUCACCGUCUGUUGGAACUAAAGGAAACGCAAGGCGCCUUGUCGAAGAAGAUCAACAAAAAAGUCAUGGGUAUGAUUGAGAAGGCAGAGCAAGAGUAUCAAGGUCUAAUGAAUAAGCGUCACAUCAUCGAGAACGACAAGGAGAAAAUCACAUCAGUGAUCAAGGAGCUUGAUGCGAAGAAGAACGAAGCUCUACAGACAACGUGGGUGAAAGUAAAUAAGGAUUUUGGCUCCAUCUUCGGCACGCUGCUUCCUGGGACGCACGCGAAGCUCGACCCACCCGCAAACGGGACGAUCCUCGAUGGACUACAAGUGCGCGUAUCGUUUGGCGGUGUGUGGAAAGAGAGCUUGACGGAGCUGAGUGGUGGCCAGCGCUCGCUACUAGCGCUGUCGCUCAUUUUGUCGCUUCUGCUCUUCAAGCCCGCACCGAUGUACAUCUUAGACGAAGUCGACGCUGCUCUGGAUCUGUCGCACACUCAGAAUAUCGGCCAGAUGAUUCGAUCCCACUUCUCCCACUCCCAGUUUAUCGUAGUGUCACUCAAGGAGGGCAUGUUCAACAACGCGAACGUUGUGUUCCGGACCAAGUUUGUCGACGGUGUAUCGACGGUAACCCGUACAGUUCCGAAAUCGCGUGCGCGAUAA